Messenger RNA from Galendromus occidentalis (western predatory mite), 1219 nucleotides. Its product is annotated as microtubule-associated proteins 1A/1B light chain 3A. The record is from RefSeq and is a predicted model, not a curated record. The coding region runs from base 209 to 634 and encodes 141 amino acids. Lineage: Eukaryota; Metazoa; Arthropoda; Arachnida; Mesostigmata; Phytoseiidae. The transcript has 4 exons.
ACGAUUGGCCCACUUUCGAACCCCAGCUGAGUGUGCAGUGGAAAGAGGUGAAGGGAUUCCACUCAGGUUCGUGCGUGUGGUGUGUCGCCAGCGGUAGUGCUGAGGAGAACUACGCGGCUUCAUAGCGUGGGUGAGAUCGUUUCGCGAAACUUCAAAACCUUAUCGCAUUUCAUCGAGCACACAUAGUUCAGUACCAUCCUGACUAGUCAUGGUUGACGCGUUGAGUAAAGAUCUCAUGGAGAGAUCCUUCAAGGAACGUCGAUCUUUCGCUCAGCGACAGCGCGAUGUUGAGGAUAUCAUCGAGAGACACCCCGACAAGGUUCCCUGCGUAAUUGAACGAUACCGCAACGAGAAAAGUCUUCCGCCUCUCGACAGGUCGAAGUUCUUGGUCCCGGAUUAUUUGACUUUCGGUGAGCUUGGUCGAAUAAUUCGCAAACGGCUCGAACUCCAUCCUCACCAGACAUUCUUCCUGUUAAUCAAUCAGCGUAACAUGGCUGCAGUCUCGAAAACCAUGGCCGAGGUUUAUGCAUCUGAGAAAGAUGAAGACGGGUACCUGUACAUCGUCUACGCCAGCCAAGAGGUCUUCGGAUCAGACCGAUUGGAGUCCGCGGAAGCAGAAGACGGAGCUGCGUAAAACGUUCUAGUUAUCUUCCUCGGGAGUCGAGUUCCCACACUGAACAGAUGUCUGAUUCGGGAGAGCGGAUUUUAUGCGUUGUUUUAUCGGUCCUGAUGUUCUGGGAUAAAAUUCAACUCGACUUCGGAGGAUGCCAUCGAUGACCUUACUCACACGAAGCUGUUAGCUGGUCACGGCUACCAACUUGUACUCUAACAGCCGACCACAAAACCAGCACCAUGGUGGAUCAAGAGAUUCGUCUGAAUACAUAUGUAAUGUUUGAAAGGACACCUGUAGAUUGGAUCAGUGGCGUUCCAGACAGUAGCCGUGGAUAAAUUCUCUUUAUCGACGAGCUGCUCGGAAAUUAUCCACUGAGUCGGAGAAGCGAGACGAAACUGCCGUAAUAGGCAUUGUUACUAUGUGAUGUGAGUUUUUUUCCACGUAUGAAGUCCCCCAAUCAACUUUCAUACGAGACGAUUCCUGGCUAUUCGUUCACCUGAUACUUCUUAAAACAACUGUUCGCUCUCGCGAUGUGAAAUGGCCGACUGCUAGCCGGAUGCCACCAUUCUUAAGUCAGACAAACAAUAAACAGCGUGACUUCAACUU